AUGUCGUCUGAAGAUAUUCAAGCAGCUAGCUUCUUACUCAACAUGAGAAAGGAACCUGUCAUUAUGCUUCCUCCUAUCGAUUCUUUACUUUCAUCUCAACCUUCACCUCCAUCCUUUCAUCAUCGGCUUCAUCAUAUGGAUCCGCCAUCUUUUGUCACAACACCUUCAUCCUCCAUGAUGGAUAUACAAAUGAUUACGCAUGCUACAGAUCAAGAUCCAAUGCCAUCCAAAAAGAAACAUAAGGCCGCUAUUGCCGCUGAGAGUGGUAGAAUCCAAUCACCAUCUCCUCCUCUUACUCGAACAACUCGUCGUCGUCGAAUUGCAAGCAACAACAGUGGUGGUAGUAGUACCACUACUACUGACAUAACGCAUCACCGCCCUCGUCGGACUACCAUGACCAGCACAAGCAGUAGCAGUAGCAGCGUGAUCCAUCGUGCUGGCGGUGGAGCAAAAGGAGGCAAAGUUCGACCUCGGUGGCAGGCUCAUGAGCGUCUCAAGCUGUUUUUGGCCAUCGCAGAAGAUAAGCAAUUGGAGGACAUGUCUACUUUUCGUUGGGGCCCUAUUGCAUGCAAGGUGGGUCGAUCACGUAAAGCCUGCAAAGACCAAUGGCGUCGUGAGGUGUAUCGUUCCAUUGUCCAAUAUCUGGAAAAGAUGGCAGCUCAAGAACCUACAGAAGAGAAUGGAAGUGAUCAAGAUGAUAUUGAUGACGAUGACGAGGAAGAGGUGGAUGAUAUGGAGGAUGAGCAGGAUGAUGAUCAAACCAUGACAACAUAA
Messenger RNA from Lichtheimia ornata, 774 nucleotides. RefSeq lists its product as uncharacterized. The transcript has a single exon. NCBI's taxonomy places the organism in Eukaryota, Fungi, Mucoromycota, Mucoromycetes, Mucorales, Lichtheimiaceae. The coding region runs from base 1 to 774 and encodes 257 amino acids. The record is from RefSeq and is a predicted model, not a curated record.